Molecule: messenger RNA, 900 nt
Organism: Condylura cristata (star-nosed mole)
Lineage: Eukaryota; Metazoa; Chordata; Mammalia; Eulipotyphla; Talpidae
Gene: RBMXL2
Product: RNA binding motif protein, X-linked-like 2
Exons: 2
Coding region: 1-900 (299 amino acids)
Biological process (GO): positive regulation of mRNA splicing, via spliceosome
Cellular component (GO): spliceosomal complex
Molecular function (GO): RNA binding
Source: RefSeq, a predicted model, not a curated record
AUGGUGGAAGCCGAUCGCCCGGGGAAGCUGUUCAUUGGGGGGCUCAACCCCGAAACCGACGAGAAAGCCCUAGAGGUCGCGUUUGGCAAGUAUGGCCGAAUCUCUGAGGUGCUCCUCAUGAAAGAUCGAGAAACCAGCAAGUCCCGGGGCUUCGCGUUCGUCACCUUCGAAAGCCCCGCCGACGCCAAGGCCGCCGCCAGAGACAUGAACGGCAAGUCCCUGGAUGGUAAGGCCAUCAAGGUGGCUCAGGCCACCAAGCCGGCGUUUGAGAGCGGCCGGCGCGGCCAGCUGCCGCCCCGCAGCAGCCGCGGUCGUCCGAGGGGCCUGCGGGGGCUGGGUCCCCGGGAGGAGGGCUACUCGCCCAGAGAUAGCUACUCGAGCCGCGACUACCCGAGUGUCCGCGACCCCCGAGAUUUUGCUCCCUCGCCCCGGGAGUACACCUACCGCGACUACGGCCACUCCAGCGCCCGCGACGACUGCCCGUCGAGAGGCUACGGCGACCGAGACGGCUACGGGGGGCGCGACCGCGACUACGCGGAUCAUCCCAGCGGAGGCUCCUACCGAGACCCCUUCGAGAGCUACGGGGACCCGCGCAGCGCCGCCCCUGCGCGGGGGCCGCCGCCAUCUUACGGCGGGGGAGGCCGCUACGACGAGUAUCGCGGCUGCUCGCCCGACGCCUACGGAGGAGGCCGCGACAGUUACGCCGGCGGCGGCCGAAGCGACCGCUAUUCGAGGGGCCGCGACCGGGUAGGCAGGGCCGACCGCGGGCUCCCGCCGUCCAUGGAGAGGGGGUGUCCGCCCCCUCGUGAUUCUUACAGCCGGUCGGGCCGCUGGGUUCCCAGGGGCGGAGGCCGCCUUGGAAGCCGCUCGGAGAGAGGGGGAGGCCGGAGCAGAUACUAA